GUUGGUUUGAAAUCGUGUGCCGCGGCUGCUUCGCGUGAGCAUUUUUUGAAUUUUAUCGGAUCGUGGAUCGUAUUCUGGGGGAGAUAUCGGUUACCUUCAGCCCACCUCCAGCCCGCAGGACUCUCUCUAGAUUUCCAUCGCAUCUCUCAAUGGGAAUUCCCAGCGAGCCUGACGCCGCGGGCGCAGCUUCCUGCCAAGCUUGAACCCCAGCGACGCUAAAAGUCACUAAACGAAGCUUUCCACGACCGGGGAAGCCUGCUGAUCGCCGAACCGAUACGAUCGGCGCAAGGACGCGCGAUAAUGGCGAAUCACGUGACGCCGAUUACCGAGGAAUGCGACACGUCGCGUCGCGAGAAUGUUUAAUUCGCGAUACGCAUCGAUUUUAAGGAGGAUCAAUUGUAAUUUAUCACUAGACGGUGCUGGCAACCAUCGUUGGUCAUAGUACCUUCGGGUUACGCACGGAUUUUUAACGGCGCGCGAUUCUUGCGUCAGACGAGCCUCGCUUUUCGGAGGUGUGACGAUUAGUCUCCGUGUACUCUGGAGAACGAUAAAUCUAAAUGACUCGCCGUUUGGCAAUCAAUCACGAGAUUAGCUUGAUUUAUGCACGGUCUUAUACAACAGGGGAGAUCAGACUGUGCUUUGUAACGAAAUUGAAUGAUACGGCGGGGCUUGCGAUUUUACCGGAUUUUAACGGGGAAAUUGAGCGUUGGCCGGCGAGGUGGGCGUCGAAACGAUUCAUCGAAAUCGAAACAAUGCACGACCGUGUUAGUUGGAUGUGGAUUUGUCAAGAUGGCGCCCGUUUAAAUUCUUCGGCGAAAAGCGAAAACGACUGGAAUUUCGAUUACAUAAACAAAGAGGCCAAUUAAAUAUGGCAAUUAAUCAAUCAGGAACGGGACGUAAUUCGCUGUGAUACUCCGCGAUGGAUAAAAAAGAUUCUGCGGGCCUGACGGAACGCAUCGAAUUACUGUUGAGAAUAAUGACGAGCCAAUGCGCAGAAGACGAUGAGGAUUCAAGUUCCAUCGACAGCACCGAUCAAUCAGAGCCAGAGAUCGAAGAGGAUGAGCCGAAUUAUCGUGAUAUCAGGAUGAACAAAAACGAGGACAAUUUCAACGUUAGUUUACGUUUAAGUAAGUUCUUCGAAGACGUCGAGAAGUCGAGGAAGUAUUCGCUGCCAGCUACAGGCAACGAUAUUCGAGAUGGGAUUCGGUUCGAAGAAAAGAUGUACAGGGUGAUCCCGAUAAAACUGGACGAAAAGAUACCCGAAUUGAGGAAGCUGAUCAACUCAAACUAGAAAGACCAAAAACAUAGAACACUGAAUCCGAUCGAACGGAUCGGCGGGAUAUUAUCGAAAUACAUUUUAUUAAUAAAAAAAGAGAAAACAACCGUUUGUUAAAGUUUUUUACAAUACAAAGUGAAAAACAGCGUUGCAGGCUUGAUCGAAUGUACAGAUUCGCGGUGUUCCCGAAUCGUCGUUGAUUUUGAUUUUCCCCGAAGUUCUAACUACAAAGUCGGAUCGGAGUUAAUUGGCCGCUCGAGGUCGCCUCCUCCGUGCGUUCGACGUGACGAUCGCCAAUUAACUUCAACCCGGGAAUCUCCG
Messenger RNA from Nomia melanderi (Alkali bee), 1597 nucleotides. The record is from RefSeq and is a predicted model, not a curated record. Lineage: Eukaryota; Metazoa; Arthropoda; Insecta; Hymenoptera; Halictidae.